Sphaeroforma arctica JP610 is the source of this 994-nucleotide messenger RNA. RefSeq lists its product as hypothetical. The record is from RefSeq and is a predicted model, not a curated record. The annotation marks the transcript as partial. Gene Ontology annotation, biological process: fluoride transmembrane transport. Gene Ontology annotation, cellular component: membrane. Lineage: Eukaryota; Ichthyosporea; Ichthyophonida. Gene Ontology annotation, molecular function: fluoride transmembrane transporter activity. The transcript has 2 exons.
CAACGAACCUACUUUUCGUCCAUGUUUCUGCAGUGGAUUCAGCACAUACGAAGCCUACUGGCCUAAUAUCGUGGGGUGCUUCCUCAUGGGUAUAGUAACACACCACAAAAAGUUCCUGAUCGAAAGACAUGGGUUAGCAAACUUUCACUUGGGACUUGGUACGGCUCUGUGUGGCUGUUUGACUACCUUCUCGUCUUGGAAUGAGGAAGCAGCCUUAGUACUCGUUUCAUUCGACAGCAAUCCAAAAUACAGCACAGACAACGCAAGCCAAGUAUUCACGUGGAUGAAUAUUAUCAUCACGGGAUAUACGACAUCCUUCAUGUCCCUCCUGGCAGGGUUUCACCUGGCCUCCCUAUCGCCCUGGGGCAACGCUCCCUCAGGUCGCAUCGCCAACUCAGUGGGGAAGCGCUACGGUUGUUUGUCGAGUUGCGGAAAGUGCUUUAAAAACAAUGAGCUGGUCAUUGCUGCAGUGUGUUGUAUCUUAGCAACGGGCCUGGUGGUGGGACUUCCGGUGGGCUUUGGCCUUUACCAACUCACGUUUGAAGCCGUGCUGGGAUUCUUUGGAGCCGUUCUGCGGUACAUAUUGGGCAAGGGACUGAACAAACCUCAAUUCCCAUUCGGCACCUACGCAGCGAAUAUCCUGGCUGUGCUUGUACUGUGCGGGUUUUAUAUUUGGCAGGUUGAGGAGAAUAACUUCCCCGGUAAACCCGUGCUCAACGACAUCAUUACUGGGGUCACCAGUGGAUUUUGCGGUAGUCUGAGUACGGUUAGCACCUUCAUGAAUGAAAAUUACGGAUUGAAAAGAAGCCACGCAUGGAGGUAUUCAUGUGCGUCCAUCAUCACUGCCCAAAUAUUGGCUGGACUCAUUCUAGGAGGAUACAAAUGGGCGCAGUAAGAUGCUUGUGGAUACCGACAUCAGGCUAUGACGUCUUUGCACGAAUCUUAACUUGUUUUCAGUUGAAUAAAUAAAUAAAUAAAUGGAUCAUCAGCUCGA